GUUUUGAACUGAUCGACCGCGUUCAAGUCCUCUGUCCCAAUUUUAUAUGGCCAGCGUCAAGAAAAGCAAGUUGGAUCUCCUCGUUCGGGUUCGGUACUCAAAUCCACUUCCUGCACCACCAUGUCCUCCAAAACUGCUCGACAUCCCAACUAAUCCUUCGCGAUAUGCUCGGCCAGACUUGCUCAAUACCCUUGCCAACAACACCCCAUUACCCAUGAUAGUCGACGCAGAGUGUGGCAUGCCUUUGGACUUGAGCAAAUGGGAGUCCUUAUGGGAAGAGAACGGCGAUGAUUCUGCAUUGAAUCCGGAUCCAGAAAACUUACCAAAACUUGAUCCCAAGGACGAAUUCCUAGCCAGCGAAGUAGCCGGACCAUCGUCCGGACCUUACACGAACGGUCACGCUACCCCAAACGGCCAUGGGCUCCCUUCAGCAUCGUUGGUUCACGUUCCCUGGUUACGGAAGACGGAGUACACAAGUCGGGCAGACAACACGUCUCGAGGAGGAUCUACCGAGUCGAAAAAUGCAAAUGCACAGCCAAUCGAUGUAUCACACAGCGCUCAAUUACGCGAUAUCGAUGCUUCAUUUACCUUCUGCAACGAACGAUUCUCACUAGAGACCCUUCGUCACCCGACCAAACCAGACGUCACUGCGGUCGAGUCUUACGAAGUCCUUCCAGACGUUGAAAUCUGGUCGAACCAGUACGACCUAUUCCGCUUCUCCGAAAGGCCAGGCGAGCGGCCUAUUGACGUCGAAGAUCCACGAUUGGACUGUGCUAUUCUGCGACCUAUGAAGACCGAACAUGACACCUUUCUGGCCUACUACCUCACCGAUGAUGACGAAUCGGCACUUGAAUUCAAAGAGAGCCGAUCAAAGCUGCAACCCUAUGAGGUGGCCCCCAAUCAACCCGAAACUGUCUUCCGCUUCGUGCGAGACUACGAGACCGUUAAAGUCGAACAAGAGGUCCCCAAUGAAUUCCUACUAGUUCUUGAGGAUGGAGGCGAAGAUUUGAAGCCUUCAAUUGAUGGCGCAGACACACAACCUCGGCGUAACGCUAAAGUCAGGGGUGCUUAUUACAAGAACAUUGAACGUAAGAUGACUUUGAAAAAGAAGCGCCAGAAUGCGUUUGAACAGUACGAGGACAAAUGGGACCUGAUACGGAUGUCUCACACCGAUAUGAGCAAAGAGGAGGAGGACGAACGCCAGGAAGCUUUAGCGGAAGUGGUCGAUCCAAUGUUCUUAAUGAGAGCCGAUGCAGAUGCCGAUGGAGAAGGAGAGAUUGAUCAUGAGAUGGUUGCACCGCCUGACUUUCCGUUCCCAACGGAAACAUGAUUGCAAGUUUUUACAUCGUACUUCUAUAUGUACCUAUGCUCGUUAUUUGCAAUUGAGCUGUACAGGUAACCAGGUCGAAGCGGUUAUUUAAACCAUACU
Guyanagaster necrorhizus is the source of this 1429-nucleotide messenger RNA. Its product is annotated as RNA polymerase II-associated protein. The transcript is spliced from 7 exons. The record is from RefSeq and is a predicted model, not a curated record. Gene Ontology annotation, molecular function: chromatin binding; RNA polymerase II complex binding. Gene Ontology annotation, cellular component: Cdc73/Paf1 complex. Bases 47 to 1330 code for a protein of 427 amino acids. NCBI's taxonomy places the organism in Eukaryota, Fungi, Basidiomycota, Agaricomycetes, Agaricales, Physalacriaceae. Gene Ontology annotation, biological process: transcription elongation by RNA polymerase II.